Messenger RNA from Tripterygium wilfordii, 1055 nucleotides. Its product is annotated as stemmadenine O-acetyltransferase-like. The record is from RefSeq and is a predicted model, not a curated record. Lineage: Eukaryota; Viridiplantae; Streptophyta; Magnoliopsida; Celastrales; Celastraceae. Bases 30 to 968 code for a protein of 312 amino acids. The transcript has 2 exons.
GUUGUCAUCUUGUUAAGAUACAAGAAACUAUGUUUGCUUGUGGUGGUUUUGCAAUAGGCAUUGGUACUACACACAACAUAAUCGAUGUAACUUCUGUAACGGCAUUCCUCAACGCUUGGGGUAGCAUGGCUCGAGAAGGAGCAGCUCUAUCUCCCGAUUUCAACUCCUCAUAUAUCUUUCCUCAAAACAAUGCAUUCCCGCAAGAUCUAACUAUCUUGGCUUUAACGAAUCGAUUAUAUCAAGAAAAGGGCAUCUUUGUCGGAAGGAGGUUUGUGUUUAAAGGACCAAUGAUAAGCAAUCUUAAAGCCAAAGCUUCGAGAUUAGGCGUACAGAAGCCAACACGAGCAGAAGUAGUGGUUGCACUCCUAUUUAAAUGCAUCAUGUCUGCAUCCAAGGCAAAAUUUGGUGCCAAGAAGAAGUCAGCUUUGUUAUCAACUUCUGUGAACUUGCGACGAAGGGCUGAGCCAAAAUUCCAAGAAACAAGUGUUGGAAAUAUAGUUUUGAUUGCAGCGAUAAAAGCAAAUAGUGAAGAAACAGAUGAGCGUAGUUUCGUGUCCCGGAUGAGAGAAAUCUUAUCUCCAAUGAAUGCUAAUUUUGUCGAGAGCCUUCAAGGGGAGCAGGGAUUGAAGUCUCUUUGCGAAUAUUUGAGGAGUCUUGGUGAAUCAUAUUCAAAGGGUAUCUCCAAUGGAGAUGAAAUCAUUGUAUUUAAUAGCUGGUGUAACUCAGGCACUUACAGUAUUGACUUUGGUUGGGGGAAGCCAUUAUGGUUCCCAGCUUGUGUUCUUGCCCUAGGGAUUUCUGGAUCUGUGAUUCAGCUCGUGGAUACAAGAAGCGGUAAUGGAAUAGAAGCAUGGGUGUCACUGGAUGAAGAAAUCAUGGCUAUGGUAGAAUAUGACAAAGAACUCCUUUCAGUAGCCUCUGUGGAUCCUAGUCCUCUUGAAAUUGAUUCACUCAAUUCAAGGCUUUGAUCAUCGCAUUUUUCAAUAUUGUUGUUUUUGUUUACAUCGAAUUCAAGAAAAAUAAUAAAUGGAAUAUCCUUCCUGUGCGUGCAUUUG